Molecule: messenger RNA, 4093 nt
Organism: Dermacentor andersoni
Lineage: Eukaryota; Metazoa; Arthropoda; Arachnida; Ixodida; Ixodidae
Gene: IntS2
Product: integrator complex subunit 2
Biological process (GO): snRNA 3'-end processing
Cellular component (GO): integrator complex
Source: RefSeq, a predicted model, not a curated record
AUCAUCAAUCGAUUAUGAUGUCUGAUGCCGGGCGGACGUGCUAAAGUGUGUAUUCAACUACAGAAUUCGUGUUCGACUUUUGACAAUGGCUAGAGAAGACUUUGCCUCCAGCUUUAAAGUUCCAGUCACGCCUAGAGCGUACGACGCGAUACAAAACGUUGACGUUGAUAGCUUGGCUGCUCUGCCAGAAUGGGAGCUGCGGCCUCUACUUCCAUGUCUCGUUCGCAUGGCGUUGUGUUCCCCUCUAGACCAGCGAAAAGAUUGGGGACAGAAGAAGAAAACUGUGCUGAAGAUACUUUCCGGCAUAGAGCUCGUCAAUUCACUGGUGGCCCUGUUGUCUAUCGAUUUCCACGCGCUCGAGCUCGAUGUGAAGAAGGAACAACAGCUUCGAUUGAAACUUGGACCCCACUCCGGGGACAGCAUAUUGGUAUCGUCGCUCCAAAAUUCCUUGGCACUCGAAUUCGAAAGGAGUGACGCUGCCAGGAAGUUGCGACUGGUGCUCAGCGAACUUUUGGCUUUCAUUGCUCAAGUCAAGGAUAGCCGAACUGAAAUGGGCACGAAGUCGUCGGACCUGUUUGACAAUGAUGUCUAUCUGGAUGAAGUUGCAGAUGUCAUGUGCAUUGCUCAUGCAGAGCUCCCGGGGAUCCUGCAUAUUCAGGACAUUGCAGAGACGCUAAUUCACCUCAGGAAUGGGCCAGACCUCCUCUGUCGACUCAUUGCCAAUGCUCCGGACAGCUUUUCUGAGGUAUGCCUUGCCCUGAUCUCCAAUGGGGACAAGCAGGAUGAGGACACAGCGGGCGGCUGUGUGCGCAUGCAGGCGCUGCAUCUGCUGUGCCGGAUGAACCCAGCGCAAUCACUGGUAGUGCGAGCCAAAGCGGUGGAGUUGUGCCGAAUGCCCGGCCUGGCUGUCCUGCUGAGCCUGGACCACUGCCGCAGCACAGAGCAGAAUGACGAGUUCACUUCAGCUGGAGAAUUGGUGGCUUUCGUGAGCGGCCUGUUGCUGGGCAGCGACGACAAAGUUCGCACCUGGUUUGCCCAGUAUGUGCGAAGUUGCCAGAAAAAAGGAGAAUCAGGCAAGGGCAGCACCCUGCAGGCCCUGCGGGAGGAGCUGCUGUCACGGCUGCAGGGGCUGCUCCUAACCAGCCUCGAGCAGCACGACCUGCCCGACUGCCGGGUGGUGCAGGCCAAUGCCCUUCUGCGCCUCUUCUGCGCCCUAAGGGGCAUCGCUGCCCUCAAGUUCACAGAGGAUGAGAUAGUGGUGCUCAUGCAGCUGCUGACUUCACACCCUCCCCCGAGCGCAGCGGGUAUCCGGUUUGUGUCCCUUGGGCUGUGCAUGCUGUUGGCCUGCCCGUCCCUGGUCUCCAGCCAGGAGCACGAGCGCCAGGCCACCCAGUGGAUACGCUGGCUCAUGAAGGAGGAAAGCUACUUUGGCAGGACGAGUGGUGUGAGUGCUUCCUUUGGAGAGAUGUUACUGCUGAUAGCGAUCCACUUCCACAGCAACCAGCUGACGCCCAUAGCCGACCUGGUGUGCUCCACACUGGGCAUGAAGAUACCCAUUCGACCUAACAGCCUGUCCAAGAUGAAGACUAUCUUUACCCAAGAGCUCUUCACGGACCAGGUGGUCACAGCGCAUGCAGUCAAAGUCGCCGUGACUCCGAACCUGAAUGCCAACACUGCUGGCUUCCUUCCUGUCCACUGCAUCUACCAGCUGCUCAAGAGCAGGGCGUUCACCAAGCACAAGGUGCGCAUCAAGGACUGGGUGUUCAAGCAAAUCUGUGCCAGUACGGCCCCUCUGCACCCAAUCCUUCCGGCCUUGGUCGAGGUGUAUGUCAACUCGGUCAUUGUGCCCAGCUGCAAGAGCUCUGCCCAGGAGAUGACCAAUGAGCCGCUGUCUCAGGAAGAGAUUGCAUCUAUGUUUGGCACUUCUCUUCAGGAUGGCACAGGCCCCAAUGGUGGCAAGCCAGGUUCGAGCUCCCAAAAUGCCAAUGGUGACAUGACGGUACCUCAGCUGCUGCUGCUUUACUACCUACUGCUGUACGAGGACACCCGGCUCAACAACAUGAAGGCGAUUGUGUCCUCGGGUCGCAAGGUGAAGCGGUACGGUGCCGAACUGCUGUCACAGCUGCCCAUUCGAUAUUUGGUGAUGCGGGCACAACGGGAGGAACGCUACGCAGGCCUCUUCCCACCGCUGCUGCGCCUGCUGGCCUCGCAUCAUCCGCAUCUCUGCAUGGUGGACGAUUGGCUCCGCGGCGAAAGUGCUGCUGCAGUCACUGCCCUGCCGCACCGCCGCUUCGGCCCACGGUUGGGGCCAAGGGCACCGUGCACCGUGCCCAGCCUUGCGCAGGCCUUCAGCCGCCUGCACAAGUGCCCCAUCGACCUGAUGUCCCAGCUGGACCGCCUGAACACGAUGCCCUUGCCCCAGCUGUGGCCCUAUGCCCAACCACUAGUCUCCAACCUGCCUCUCCUCCUGGAGGAAGGAUGCCCACGACAGGUGAUGGAGCGAGCAAAACAGGUGUGGUGGCGACUGAACGAAGUGUUCCCUCGUCGACUCUGGGUACUGACAGCCAACGCUCUGCGGCUACCUUGUCGCAUGCGACCUCUUACCUUAGACGACCUUGUGCUGGACCCUCUGCAUGUCCUGCGAUGUGACACUCGUGUCUUCCGGUGUGCCCCUGUGCUGGAGUUGGUGCUGCACAUGCUUCGGGCCCUGCUGGCAGCGUCACGCACACAUCUCAGCCACCACCAGCUCGAGCACCCGAUCUUGUCAACUCCCUCUGGUGCUGCACAGCUUCCACCCGCCACCACGCUUCCUGUGUCUGCGGUGGCAGGGGGAACGGCGGCGCCACCGGGGCUCGACAAGGGCUGCUCAGAGGCAGAGAAAGACCGGGAGGAACUGCGGCUGGCCCUGGUGGCUGCUCAGGAGAGCGCUGCCGUCCAGAUCCUGCUCGAGUGCUGCCUGCCUACCGAUGCCGAGAAGAGUGCCAGCGACGGCUUCCUGACAGACCUUCGAGAAGUGCGUACUCUCGUCUGCACGCACCUGCACCAAAUGUUCAUCGCCGAUCCCAACUUGGUUCGACUAGUUCAUUUCCAGGGCUAUCCCAGUGAGCUCUUGCCGGUGUCUGUGUCGCUUAUCCCAUCAAUGCACAUCUGCUUGGAUUUCAUUCCAGAACUUCUGAGUCAGCCUCAUUUGGAGAAACAGGUUUUUGCUAUUGAAUUGGCAUCUUACCUUUGUCUACAAUAUUCCAUCGCCAAGUCACUCAGCAUAGCUCGCUUGUGCAUCAAUGUAACGCACACGCUACUAGGAGUGCUUCCCAGCUAUCAGCGGCCCCUGCUGUUUCUGCCCGCGCUGCCUGCCCUGGUGCGCAUGUGCCAAGCCUUCCCUCCACUGGCCGAGGACGUGGCAGUGCUGCUGCUGCAGCUGGGCCGUGUCUGCCUUUCCCAAGAAUGCACCACGGCGCCACCUCAGCUGGGUUUUUCAGCCAAUCAGCUGGAGAAGUCAGCAGUUAACGUAGAUGAGAAGGAGGUUCUUGAAGGUCGUGUUCCGAGCAACAGCGCCCUCUGCAGUGCAAUCCAGAAGUCCUUUGCAGACUUGUGUGACAAUGCAGUGCUCAACCGGACUAUCUACUAGACCGGCUACAGUGGUCGAAUUGUUUGGUGCAGUUGCAUGUUGUGUGGUUGCUGGGAUCACCAAUGUGCCUCCUGCUUUGUACAGGCCUAAUGGGAGCAUUCAUCCAACUUACUGAACUGGCUGCGAACAUUGUAUACAUUGUUGAGGGACAUGCGUCUCAGAAUGCAGGCAUUUCCCAUAGGACCCACCCAAGGUAGGCACGCUCUUUUUUAACUGGUCUAAGGGGUAUGUGAUAUUUACUGUGGAUCACAUCAUUGUCUAACAACAUCACAUUCUUUUUACGCGGCUAUUGUAUAUAGGACUCCACUUUGUGUGGGCAAGAACUCGUGUAGUAAUUUUUUUUUUACUUUAGUCAUGUUCAUUUCUCCUGAUGUAGUUGUUGCCCACUGUCGCUCUUAAAGCCGCCUUGUGAAUUAUGUUUGGCAUGUUGCCUAAUUUAUAUCAUUAAAGAAAUGGAGUGUUCGA